UAACCGAGUACGAAGGACAUGCUCUCUCAGUACUUAAAGAAUGUGAACUCCAGGCAUUUGAUGGGGUAGUUUGUGUUGGUGGAGAUGGAUCCGUCAGCGAAGUUGCUCAUGGUCUACUACUUAAAGCCCAGAUAGAUGCUGGAAAAGACACCGACUAUGUAUCAAUGCCUGUCAGAGCACCGGUUCCUCUUGGAGUAAUACCAGCAGGUACUACUAAUAUUUUGGCUCAUACUCUCUAUGGUAUUAAGCAUGCAGUGACUGCAACAUUGCACAUUAUAAUGGGACAUAUUCAACCAGUAGAUGUCUGUACUUUCAGUACUCCGAGCAAGCUGUUGCGGUUUGGGUUCUCAGCUAUGUUUGGUUUUGGUGCAAGGACUCUAGCUUUGGCUGAAAAACACCGUUGGAUGCCCUCCAAUCAGCGGAAGGAUUUUGCUUUUAUCAAAACACUGGCAGAUCUCAAGCCAGAGGAAUGUGAAUUAUCAUUUCUACCUCUACGAAUUCCACAGGAAGACUCUCGUGAGAAUGACGGAAAGAAGAAAGAGACAGUUAAAAAAAAGGGCAGCAAGGAUCAAUGGCACAAAAUUGAGGGUCACUUCCUGAAUGUGAGCAUUAUGGCAAUCCCUUGUCUGUGUUCAAUGGCACCAAGAGGCUUGGCACCUAAUACAAGGUUGAAUAAUGGAAGCAUGGCUCUUAUUGUUGUACAAAAUACUUCUCGAACAGAGUUUAUAAAACAUCUGAAAAGAUAUGCCAGCGUAAAAAAUCAGUUCAGUUUUCCCUUUGUUGAGACCUACACAGUUCAAGAAGUAAAAGUACAACCAAGGCUUAAAAGUGGUCCUGACGUGAAAGAAAAUAGAUAUUUGAAUGCUGCUUCUGCAGAAGAAAAUUACCCUUGGAAUAUAGAUGGAGACUUAAUGAAAGAAGCAUCAGAAGUUCAUGUUCGGGUGCAUCCUCAACUUAUUAAUCUCUAUGGAGUGAACACUGAUGACCUGGAGAGUUACCAAGCAACAUGCAACUGCAUAUAGAAGGGACACACUGCAAGUUCUGUAUGAAAGAACCCUUUUCUCACCUCUGUGCCCAGCUUUCCAAGGUCCCAGUCAUUCACUCGUUGAAUUCAGUUGUUGUAGCAAA
Molecule: messenger RNA, 1128 nt
Organism: Cariama cristata (Red-legged seriema)
Lineage: Eukaryota; Metazoa; Chordata; Aves; Cariamiformes; Cariamidae
Gene: CERKL
Product: ceramide kinase-like
Exons: 10
Molecular function (GO): kinase activity
Source: RefSeq, a predicted model, not a curated record